AUGACAGACACAGGUUUUGAAUGCUCUCUUUGUAUGAAAUUAGCCAUCAAAGCUUAAAUAUGUGAAAAGUGUGGUUCUAUGUACUGCAAGGUCUGCCUCCAGGAAAUAUUUGGGAAAAACUAUGAAUGUGUUUAAUGCCAAUCAAUCUAGUUUAGAUCUAUUAAGAAGUCUGCUUUAAAAGAAGCUUAUAAUGAAAUUCUCACUAAAUCAUAGUUAGUCCAAGCCAAAAAGGUUGAGUAUGCCCCUCUCAAGUAAGUCAAGUAGGCGAUAGUAGAUUAACCAAUGCAGCAAAUACUAAUAUAAGCCAAUUGUCUAAACUUUGAGAUUUGCCACCAAAGCAUUAAUUAAUAAUUCAUAAAUGAAAAAGUAUGUAGUCUGGAAUGUUUAUAUUUCUGUAAAUUAUUUCCAUUUGUCGAAUAAAAAGAUUUUGCAAGGAUUAGAAAAGAAAUUAUUAAUUUAGAAUAAUCUAUUAAAAAUAAAGAAGUAAUACCAAUUUUUCCAAAGAUGCCUUAGUCUCUCGCAUUUAGUUAAACUGGGCUUACUAACUUUAAUUUUGAUAAAUGCGGUCAAGGAAUCGUAAUUAAGCAAUCUGUCAUUACAUUACAAGAAGAAGAUUACACUUUUAAAACUGUAACUAGUUCUGUAGGGUUCUAAAAAGGAAUUCAUUUUUGGAAAAUUAUUCCUCUGGCUAUGACUAAAAAUGAAAUGAAAAUUGGAGUUUCAACAUCUGACAAAUAUGAGCUCAAAACAGCUUUUUCUGACUACAAUUUCGGAUAUGCUUAUUAUACUGUAGGCUAAUUUAGAAAUGGAAGCAAUGCGAAUGGUUUUGAAUAUGGAGAAAAAUUUAAAAACAGUGGUGAAGUUGGAAUACUCCUCGAUAUGAAUAGAGGAGUUCUGGCAUUUUCAUACAAUGGCUAUUUCUUGGGCAAAGCCAUCUCCUCAGAUUUACUUAAAAAAGGUCCUAUCUAUCCUUGUGUUGCCUUACUUCAUCAAGCUGGGUUUGAAUAUAAAUGUGGAAUACCAAUUCCGUAGAAUCUACUUGAAUAGUUUUUAAAAUGA
Molecule: messenger RNA, 1059 nt
Organism: Paramecium tetraurelia
Lineage: Eukaryota; Ciliophora; Oligohymenophorea; Peniculida; Parameciidae
Exons: 2
Molecular function (GO): protein binding
Source: RefSeq, a predicted model, not a curated record